AAGCCACUGCAAGAGCCACAGCAUAGGAAUCGGAUCAUUUUCAUGCACAUCAGAUCAUUGUGAGCAUCUGCAUACAUUUAGUCUCUCCAAACCUUUAUUGAGGGCUGUCCUUUAAUUUGUCUCUAGUCUGCAUAUUAGUGACCAUAUAUACCUUACAGAGGAGUUCAAGUCCAUCCACUCUUCUUUUACAGCUCACAACACCCUCUAAAAAUAAUCAGACUAUACCACAUACAAGGUUGUCUCUCCCUGUAACACUAUGGUGCGCUAAAAAUGUAAUGGCCCAUUACUGCCCCUACCAUCAGCAUUCAAACCUGCUAUAAACAGCUUUAUUGUCCAGUGCGCUGCCUGUCAUGAUGGAAGCUGUUAGAGUUCUUUCCCUCCUCAUUGUUCUAAUGAAUCUGACUGACUCCUCUUUCUUUUAUGCUCUCCUGUCUGUCUAAUCGGUGCAGGUCCAUCAACAUAUCUGUGUAGUAAUCAAACAUUACUUUCCUCUUAUUACAUUAUACAGUAACAUCUACUUUUAUAAUGGCACGCACCGUAAACUAACGUGUCUUAACCUGCAAAACUGAUUCUCCCCCGACCUGGGACACAUGACUCUCGAUAUUCUGUGUGGCAUCAUUUGGUCACUGGAUGCGCCCUGGCACAUGAUAGAUGUCUGUGAUAGUCUUGCAUUAAAAACGUGUGAUUCCGUCAAUCGGAACUAAAUCGCUCCACGUCGUGUUUACUGUAAAUCAUAGGAUCGUUUAAGAAGAAAAUAAAACAAAAACAAAUACUACUGUAAUGACCGUUUCUGAAAACCAUCCAAACAAUGGAUGGGAAGUCUCCGCACGGCUUUUUUGAGACUAUUUACUUUUUAGGCCAAAUGUUUUCUAAACAGGGAUAGCCUAUUAUUUGGAUAACAAUGAAAGAAAACAGUUUUGCCUUAAGGGAGGAGGUAGUUUAGAUUGUCAUCCGAGAAACAAUGCAACUUUAUUUUCAAAGUCAUCAAUAAACAAAUCAAACGGGAUCAGUUUUUAGAAACACCUACCGGAUAAGUGCAGGAGAUCCACAAAAGAGCUUCGUUUCCAAUUAAUGGGCAAUAGACGGACCUAUGGGCCAAACCGCGAGGACCCUGUGAGGGGCUCUGCGGAUACCGCUAUGGAGUUUCCCAGACUGCUUGCCCUGCUGCUGAUACUGUUGGAGUGGACUCGGCCAGGCCUACCAUCACCGCUGAGGCCAAUCUGUGACCUGAGGGUCCUGAACCAUUUCAUCAAGGAAGCGCGAGACGCAGAAGUCGCUAUGAAGUCAUGUAGAGAAGGAUGUAGCCUGUCAGAAUCUGUCACUGUUCCCCAAACCAGAGUUGAAUUUGAUGUCUGGGAGAAGAAAAAUGCAUUGGAUCAAGCCGAGGAAGUACAGUCUGGCUUAUGGCUCUUACAGCAGGCGCUCAACUUGCUACGUACCUCAGUCACCAACACAGCACUGCACAGCCACAUAGAUAACUCCAUCAGAAACCUGCUCAGCAUCAACGCUGUGCUGCGUAGCCUCAACAUCCAGGAAUAUACCCCUCCAGCAAGUGCAGCGGGGCUCGAGGGAACGUGGAGGGUUUCCUCCGCCGCAGAUCUGCUUCAAGUCCAUGUCAACUUCCUGCGAGGCAAAGUGCGCCUCCUUCUUCUGGAUGCGCAGGCUUGUCAGCAAGAUGUCAGCUGAUCAGCUGACGUCCCUACUCCAGGCAAAGCUAGUUUGUGUUUCCGAAGGCACGAGGAGGGACUUGACACUGCUGACGUGCACGCUGGUUGUUGGAAGCGGUGUGGAAAGAAAGAUACGGCUAUCCUCAUAUAUGUGGAGGAAGCUGAAGGGAAAGGACAGUCCCAGUUUGGCUUUGGAUGGACAGGAGAUGACUGCACCUUGGAAUGUAGAUGUGAUACAUGGACGUGGUAAAGCACACACUGACCAAAAUGAGGCCUAUGGGAGGCACUGCUCCAAUAGCUGUUCUACUGGCACUCUCUUGCACUUUGUGUGUGCAUGUACUUUUGUGUGUGUGAUUUAAGACUGCAAGUUUAAACCUGUACGUAGUGUGUAUGUUUCCAGUGAGUCUGACCCCGACACUCUCAUCUGUAGAGUCAAUUUUAGAGUAAAGAGCGCCUUUAACAUUUUCUGACAACUAUGCCUCACUGAAACAUUAGUCUCUUCUUUUGGAUUUUUUCAUUGAGUAUUUUAAUAUAUUUUUUAAGAGUUGUGUAAUUACUAUUUAUACAGAUUUUCUAUGUUUAAGUUCCAGUCUUUGUUUUUUUUUUUUUUUGAGUCUGAUCUUUAGAAUUUUAGUUGGGCUCAUGUUGCCAUGUUCUCUAGUCUAACACUGAACACAUCUGCAAAACUAUUUAACAUCAUUCACAAUGGCAUGCUGCUGUCUUCCUUUUUAUAAAAAGAUUUUUUGUACCUGACUAGUUGUUAGUUUCACAUUGAAUGUUCCAUCCAAGUAAGACGGAGUACUGAAGUUGACGUAGAGGUUCAGUAAAAGCAAAUGAUAACCUGAUCUCUUGGGAAAAUGCUGUUUUGCUGUUACAGUUAACAUCCUGUGAGCCUGUAAUUGUAAAUAGUUUUCCAGAAUCUGACGUUAAGACUGUCUCUUUGCUCCAUGUUGUUCGUCAUCAAAGGGCAGGCAGGCAAUCAGUUAGUCCUGGGAACCUGAUGCUUUCUAUAAAAUAGAUGCUUAACUUUUUCAGACUAGUUAAGUGUUCUUCCUUGUUUUUUUCCUUAUUUUUAAAUCUUGUUGUGCAAGUGCGAGAUGUUUUUAAGGAAGUUUGUACAUGUUUUCUUUCCUGUUGUUUUCGUGUUUUGUCCUGUCACUGUAUGAUUUGCUAUUUAAAUACAAAAUAUUAUUGUUGGAUCAAGAAAGGAUAGAUGGAAACACAA
Messenger RNA from Acanthopagrus latus (yellowfin seabream), 2892 nucleotides. It is a transcript of the gene epoa, whose product is annotated as erythropoietin a. Gene Ontology annotation, biological process: nucleate erythrocyte development; positive regulation of acrosome reaction; binding of sperm to zona pellucida. The coding region runs from base 1072 to 1686 and encodes 204 amino acids. The record is from RefSeq and is a predicted model, not a curated record. The transcript has 5 exons. Gene Ontology annotation, cellular component: extracellular region; extracellular matrix. Gene Ontology annotation, molecular function: cytokine activity; erythropoietin receptor binding; hormone activity. Lineage: Eukaryota; Metazoa; Chordata; Actinopteri; Spariformes; Sparidae.